Molecule: messenger RNA, 3920 nt
Organism: Poecilia reticulata (guppy)
Lineage: Eukaryota; Metazoa; Chordata; Actinopteri; Cyprinodontiformes; Poeciliidae
Gene: shisa6b
Product: shisa family member 6b
Biological process (GO): regulation of AMPA receptor activity; regulation of short-term neuronal synaptic plasticity
Cellular component (GO): postsynaptic membrane; AMPA glutamate receptor complex; dendritic spine membrane
Source: RefSeq, a predicted model, not a curated record
AGGAAAAAAGAAGGGAGGGAAGGAGGUCCAAUUUACCGAUACUUGGCUGAGUUCUGACGCCAGCACCGAAGUGAUGUAAGAGACGGAGGGAGGGAGAAGAGAAGAAGUGCGGAGAGAAGGGAGAGAGAGUGACAGAGCCGCUAGGAGCUCUGAUGCGCUCCUCACUUUCGGAGACCCAGACAGAGAGCGAGUCCCUAGCGGGGAUCCAACCAGAGAUUAAGUUUGCCUCCAGGAGAAGUGGCUGGGUCUCCGGGUAUCAGCACCUUGGACAGCGACCCGCGCCGCAGCUCAGCCGGGGAGGAGAGCGCGCGGAGCCGGGGCUUCCCCCUCAGCUCCUGUCCCUGCCGGGAUCGGGCGUUCUGUUGUCACCGCUUCUCUCUCUCCCUCUCUCUCUACCUUUCUCUCUCUCUCUACCUCUCUCUCUCUAUUCCUCUGUCUCUCUCUCUCUCUCUCUCUUGCGCCGCAAUGGGCUUUAGAGCGUUCAUUGCAUAAUAAAAGCAGAGAAUGCCCUUGACGACCGCUUUGCGCCCAGCUGUACUCGCAAUGAUUGCACGGGAAACUGCGCGAACAAGGGCAAGACUGUGAUUAAGAAGCCCGUUUUUUUAAUGCUUGACCAGAGUUAAAAGUGUCUUUCGCCAACACGUCUAGAACUUGAAGAGCUUUUUUCGCGCUGCCAUGGGGAUAAGGCACAUUCUCCUGCUGCUCAUAUACCUGGACCCCCUCUGCGUCCUGAGCGCAGCCACGGGGGGCAAAAAGCCCAAGCAAGCCCCCAGGAAAGCCCCCAAAGCCACGGUGGUGCCCACGGUCGUCCCGCAGAAAACCCCGAAACCGGCGCCCGCCAAGGACCACGACACCUGCCAGGGCUACUACGACGUGAGCGGCCAGUUCGACAUGGCGUUCGAGUGCAACAACACGUACCACCGCUACUGCUGCGGGACGUGCUCCAUGCGCUUCUGCUGCGAGCACAAGAAGGACCGGCUGAACCAGGCGGGCUGCAAAUUCGUCACGCCGGUCCCGGACGCGACCUCCACCUCGACGCCCAUCCCGACCAUCAACGAGCUGAGCAUGGAUCACACCAACACGGCGGUGUACAUCACCGGCGGGGUCAUAGCCUUCAUCAUAGUGGUGGGGGUGUCGGUCAAAGUGGCUUAUGACAAGGCUACGGGUCCGCCUCAGGAAAUGAACAUACACAGGGCCCUCGCAGACAUUCUAAUGCAACAGGGGCCCAUCCCCAUCUCCCAAUAUGACUGUGAGAAUUUUGCAGCGAUGAACGGCUCACCAAAAGACAACACGCCGAUCAGAACCUCGUCGAAGAAUCACUACACCCCCGUGCAUUCCUCCAAAUCCAACCACGGUCUCCACUACGGGAAAGAGAGCAUCCGGAGCAGCGGCGGCGGUGGCGGCGGCGACCUUCACAACUUCAUCUCCUCUGGCUUCGUGACGCUCGGUCGAGGCCACCAGAAAGGGGAAAAACAUUGGCCGGUCCGCUCCCAGAGUCACCAUGGUACCCAUCAGCACAGCUAUAACCAUGUGGCUCUAGGUAGCCCCACACGCACACCUAAGAAUGCUCACCGAUCAUUGAGACGUGAGAACAAUCGGAUAAGCGGCAUCCUGACCUCGCAGACGGAGCCAUACGACCUGUCUUUCUCGCGCUCCUUCCAGAGCCUGUCACACCUGCCGCCCUCCUACGAGGCGGCCGUCAAGGCCGACCUAAGCCGGUUCUCAUCCCUGAAGAAACUCACAGAUAAAGAAGUUGAUGACUACUACACCCGUAAGCGCCACCUGCCUGACCUGGCAGCAAGAGGCACUCUUCCUUUGCAUGUUCUCAAAAUGAGUCAAGAACAGCAUCGGGAACAGCAGCAGCAGCAACUCCAAAGCCAACCUCCACCUCCUGGUAUCUCCCAGGCCCCUCCUCAGUCGCAGUCUUCACAGCAACAGUCGCAGCAAAGGCAGAGGCCUCGCCGUGUCCAGAGGGCCAUGUCCCAGGACCGCGUUCUGGUCCCACAAAGUGGUCCCCACCAGGACUACAACAUGUCUUCUGAGGGCAUGUCUCCCUACGGUGGCCGAAUCCUCUCAGAUGAGCAGCUUCUGUCUGCUGAACGUCUUCGUUCCCAGGAGCGUCUUCUGCCGCAGGACCGUCACACCUCACAAGAUCGCCUGUACUCCAAGGACCGCCUGUACUCCAAGGACCGACUCUUGUCCCAGGAGCACUUGUAUUCGAAAGACCGCCAUUACUCUCAAGAGCGCCUCUAUUCGCAGGACCGCUUGUACUCGCAAGACCGCCUCCUGUCCCAAGAUCCUCUUCUGUCGCCGGACAAGCUGAUGAUGUCCUUGAAGCGUGGCAUGGUCAGCAGCAUUUCUGGUGGCUUCUAUGGCAGUGACAAGUCAAUUUCCCGCGCCAUUUCACACACUGACGUGUUCACACCGACCACUCCGCUCAUGGAUCGCUACAAGAUGACCAAAAUGCACUCUCAUCCCAGUGCCUCGAACAAUGGUGGUAGUGGCGGUGGCGGCAGCGGGGCACCGGGGACRGGGGUGGCCGUGCAUUCCAACACGUUAGCCAUGAACCAGACAGCAAAUAAAAGGCAAGUGUUUGCCUCCAGACGAACUCACACUGUGGAGCAGCUCCACUAUAUCCCACAGCACCACCAGCAGCAGCAGCAGCAACAACAGCCACAGCACUACCGCACAGGCAGCAAGACUGAAGUGACUGUGUAACAGCAACCCAAACCUAAACUGUGCUAGAAGAACCACUGCUGUACCAGGCGGUGGGCUCGAUUGCAGAACAUGGUUUCACUUGCCACCUUGUAGAGUAGGAAGUAGUGACUACAUUUUCCUUAACUGAAGAUUCCAGGACCAAGAUCAUCCACUAGCUUACUGUGAGACCGGAACAAAGAACUACACUGUACACUGCAUAAACAUGCCCAGCAAGAUUUAAAGCCAGAUUGGGUUGUGGAAGGGGUGAGGUUGGGCAUUGUCAAGUUAACCUGCCUGAAACAACUUCCAGUUUUUGGGAUAAUCCUAUUUGUCCACAGUCUUAACGGCCUGCAUCUGUGUUUGUUUUAGUGGAAAACACUGAUUGUGUCUGUUUAAGCCUUUAUCAGUCCCCUUUGUCCCAACAAUCUGUGACCUUUUCUGGCAAAUCUUAAGGGCUUUGCAUGGUUAUAGACAAAAAGUGAUUCCUCUGUGACUUCUGUUGUGCAAAGCAGCACCAUCACAGGCGAUGAACAAGAGGGAGCCUGUAGUAUCUUUAUAAAUAUAUAAAUAAAUAAAAUAAAGGAAUAAAAAGAAUAUUUUUACGCCCCAUCUAACUCAUAGCUCUAGAGAAUCUCAAGAGAGAAACUGAAAUGGAUGUUAUCUGCACUCGUAUUUGGUGCCUCUGACAGAUGUUCCAUUUCUGAAUAUCAAGUGGUUUUGUGGGUUACAAAGCACAAUCAAUAGAAAAUAUUCAGUUUUGGUUUAUCUUUGACUUUGAAUAGUGAUGGCUAGUUUGUUUUGUUCUUAAAACAAUGGCAAUCUUGUUCUUUUUUUUCUUGUUUUGUUUUUCAUUUUUUGCUUCCAGUAGAUAAUUGUAAAUAAGCUAUCCUAGAAGCAGUAUUAUGGACAGGUCUGUACUGGAUGAACUUUGUAUUAGACUGUCUGUUUUAAAUAGAUUCUAAACAACUAUAACUCAUCACUGUUUUGUGAGUUCAAGAUAGAAACCCACUUAACCAAGUAUCUGAAAGGAUAAUUAUCGUGUUUCUUUGCAAACGUGCUUGGACGAGAAGUGAAUGAAUGUGCUGCUAACAAAUGUACCACAUUCAUGUUUGGAUGUAGACUGUACUCCACUGACAUUGGAAGACUGAAAUUUCUCGGGUAUGGAGUCCAAGGCUUGUCAAAGUAGGGUCAAAUAAAUCAUCCAUAUUUUUCUAAACAUGCAA